AUGAGACAACACCUCCAGGGCAUCGAGGACCUGCUGCGACAGUCCAGAAGAGACAAGGACAACCAAGGGUUCUCGGUGCGGUACUUCGAGCAAGACGGGCAAAAGCGAAGCGAGAUAACGAAUGGCGAGAUGUUUGAUGCUUCCGUGGAGAAACUAGACGGAUCCGAACUCGAGGAGGCUCUCCGAGAUAUACAGGCCACCUUGGGUCCAAGCGAAGAAAGGGACGCAUUUCAAGCCGUGCUGCGUGAAGUCGGAGGCGACGUGAGCAACGUCGGGGCCACUGCAGACUUGGAGAAGAUGAUGGAGAGAAUGGAGGCAUAUACCAGAUCAAUCGACGCCGAAAUCGAGACCGCCGGCGCCGGCCUGCCGAGGGAAGUACUCAAGGAACUACAAAGAGACUUGCAAGAUGUUGCCCUGACCGACCAAGUCCUGGGACCUGGCAUCGCUCCGCCCCAGAUCUCCGAGACGGGCUGGACGCCGAAUCAACGCAAGAAGGUUAAAAAGCUCAACGUGGCUCUGGCAAGGGCAUAUCGAGCAUCCCAUCGCGAGUCUGGCUUCACCAAGAACACCGUGUCAGCUGUGUACAAGGCCUAUCACGCGGCGAGAACCACAUUAGCUUGCGGUUGGGACCACGUUCCCGUCAAUGUGUGGGACUUGUUGUGGAACGUCCUUUCUGCCGACGAAUCCAUCAACAUUCACCGAUUAGCCCACGUAUCCCUUCUCGCCAGAGACAUGAGCGAGGCCAGGGUGGCACUCGGCCCGUCGCAGCAACUCGUCACGAUCGAGGCCGUCUUCGUCGACGGCUGGGAAGCAAAGGCGGUUGAAAAUUGGAAACGGUGCGUCAGCACCCUCGGAGACGAAACGGCCGAAACAUUCCAGGACUACUGGGAACUCGGGGUGCGCAUGUUCUGCCGGACGGGAGAUUUGGAUCAAGCGGAACGGGCUGCCGACAAGCUACUGCGCCGACGCAUGGAUCCACGCAUACUGAUUCCUCUUAUCCGGACAUGGUCUGAACAGGCAAGCCCAAAAGGCCAGGGGAAGGCGUGGACCGCGUAUCGAAAAAUGCGGGAGCUGCUGGGCAAGGACAUGGGGCUCUCCGACUACGAUCAGAUCAUAUCCUACUUUUUGGCGACGAACCAGACGGAAAACGCCCUCUUCGCGUUCGUCGACAUGAUGAGCGACGGAGAGAUGGACCUGAAGAAGCAGAAGUACAUGCCGUCAGUCGUGGCGAACAAGUUCUUCCUGGGCAAGUGGCUGAAGCGGCUGAUAGGCGCCGGCGACCUCGACGGGGCAUUCAGCGUCGUCGAGUUUAUGCGCAAACGGGGCGUGGCCGCGUCCCCCAUCCAUCUCAACGGCCUCAUCGGUGCGUGGCAGAGGUCGGGGGGUGCCGUCGACCUCGAGAAUGCGGACAGGCUCGCGUGGGAAAUGAUCGAGUCCCGCAUCCGCUUCGUCAAGUCGCGCGCGGCGUCCCCAGCAGACCCGGAGCCGGCUGCUGCCUCGUGGCCCCGGGCAACGCUCGAGACCUUUUCGCUCAUGGCAGAGAACUACCGCCUCCGCGAGGCACACGCCCGCAUGGAGCGCCUCUGGGACGCCUUUCGCGAGUCGGAAAUCAGCCCGGACGCCUUCAUGAUGAACCAGCUGCUCGAGUCGUACCUCCGGGCAGGCCAGCCCAGAGACGCGCUCGAUCUGUACCGCGCGCUCGUCACGCACCGCGGCAUCUCCCCCGAUCCCUAUACAUUCAGCGCCCUGUGGAAGACUCUCCCCGUAAACAGGCUCCACGUCCUUUCUCCCUCCUCGGUGCCGGCCGAAAUCGAGUCCACGCGGCGGCUCUUUUCCGAAACGGCCGGCUUCAGAGCCGUCUUCGAGCCGGGCGGCAUGGAUGGCCAGCUGGCGCGCAAAAUCCUCCACACGUUCCGCCGCCUCAAGGACAACGCCGGCUUCCUUGUCGCGCUGGCCGCCCUGAAGCAGAUAUUCAACUUCUCGCCCCCGGAGGCGCUGGUCAUGGAGCUUGUGCUCGGCACGACAAAGCUGUCGUGGGACAGUGCGUCGCAGAGAAGGCGUCUGCUCCUGGCCAAGAGGUCCCUGGAUAACGAGUUGCUGGCGUGGGCAGACGGCGACGCGAGCAAGCUGGAGGGCGAGGGAAGAGGGGCCGCCCUGUACGACCAUCUGCAAAACAAGUUUUGGCCAGAGGGGACGGAUGGGCAGAGGAGAGCGGCUCUGGUGGAUGCAGCGAGGGAAAUGGGUGUUGAGGAGGUGUUGGCGCCCAAGGCGUAA
Messenger RNA from Metarhizium album ARSEF 1941, 2274 nucleotides. RefSeq names its product pentatricopeptide repeat containing protein. The coding region runs from base 1 to 2274 and encodes 757 amino acids. The record is from RefSeq and is a predicted model, not a curated record. The transcript has a single exon. Lineage: Eukaryota; Fungi; Ascomycota; Sordariomycetes; Hypocreales; Clavicipitaceae. Gene Ontology annotation, molecular function: protein binding.